Molecule: messenger RNA, 585 nt
Organism: Cynara cardunculus var. scolymus (artichoke)
Lineage: Eukaryota; Viridiplantae; Streptophyta; Magnoliopsida; Asterales; Asteraceae
Product: exocyst complex component SEC6-like
Exons: 6
Coding region: 266-535 (89 amino acids)
Biological process (GO): exocytosis; exocyst localization
Cellular component (GO): exocyst
Molecular function (GO): SNARE binding
Source: RefSeq, a predicted model, not a curated record
CAGCCAUCACGUUCUCUUGAAUCUCUUCUAUCAAGUCUCGAACAUUCGGAGACCACCGCACACGCAGCCGAUAUUUCCACCGGAAUCGCGCAUCCGCCAUCGCCAUCAUAGGUAGCACCACCGUCUCGAUAUUGCUUGCUGGACUUUUCGUAUCUGUGCACUUAAAAAAAACACUAUACUGGGAUCUGAUUAACUAAAACUUAGCCGAAUUCAGGAGAAAGUAUUGACAAUGAUCUUUCUAUCGUGAUCCAUUUUAUCGGGCAAGAUGAUGGUCGAAGAUCUAGGAAUUGAAGCCAAGGAGUCUGCAGUUCGCGAGGUUGCGAAGCUCUUGCCGCUUCCUGAGCUUUUGCAUUCCAUUUCUUCAGUCAAGGCAGAUUACAUUGCACGCCAACAGGCAAAUGAUGCACAACUUAGCACCAUGGUUGCUGAGCAGGUUGAGCAGGCACAAGCUGGUCUAAAAGCACUUGGUUCAUCUGAGAAGACUGUAAACCAACUCCGUGAAAAUUUCGUUAGUAUUGAUAGGUACAUUUUUUAGGGCACUUGAUGUCACUUAUAUAAUUCUCAUAGACUCCUAUUUUUUUGGAC